GAAUCAUGUCUACUGAUUCUGCUGAUCCCUUCUACUGGUUGCGAGUUAUCUUGGCCUCAAAUCGUGGUACUUUGAUGGAACUUGGCAUCUCACCUAUUGUCACAUCCGGUCUGAUUAUGCAGCUGUUGGCUGGUGCUAAGAUCAUUGAAGUUGGUGACACCCCCAAAGAUCGAGCGCUUUUCAAUGGAGCCCAGAAAUGUAGGAAAUCAAUUUUAUAUCAUUUAAUUAUGUUUAUUUACAAUCUUACAGUAUUCGGUAUGGUAAUCACUGUCGGACAAGCAAUUGUGUAUGUGAUGUCUGGUCUUUACGGAGAUCCUUCUGAAAUAGGAGCUGGUAUCUGUCUGCUUAUCGUUGUCCAGCUGGUCAUUGCUGGUCUCAUCGUACUAUUGCUCGAUGAAUUGCUCCAGUUAUUUGAAUCACCACGGACGGUAUUGCCCUUAUCACAGGUUCGAGCUCUGCGUGAAGCUUUCUAUCGUAACAACCUGCCGAACUUGAUGAAUCUCAUGGCUACGUUUGUCGUCUUCGGUGUCGUAAUUUACUUCCAAGGCUUCCGUGUUGAUCUUCCCAUAAAAUCGGCUCGCUAUCGCGGGCAGUACAGCAGCUAUCCUAUUAAGCUGUUCUACACUUCCAAUAUCCCAAUCAUUCUCCAAUCGGCACUCGUCUCCAAUCUUUACGUUAUCUCACAAAUGCUCGCUGCGAAAUUCGGAGGAAACUUCCUGGUUAACUUGCUUGGAACCUGGUCAGAUGCAUCAGGAAGCUAUCGUAGUUAUCCGACUGGAGGUACUAUUCCUUUUUUUAGUUUCGGACUUUCGAGAAAAUGAUU
Molecule: messenger RNA, 823 nt
Organism: Strongylus vulgaris
Lineage: Eukaryota; Metazoa; Nematoda; Chromadorea; Rhabditida; Strongylidae
Source: the annotation of a GenBank genome assembly